AAGAAAUUAAGUCAUUCUUAGGGUCCUGCAUUCUCAUGGCAUGCUUAACAUCUGACUCAUCAAAACAUUUAGAGUAGAUGAAAUGGUGAACAACAGAGGAUUUCCUGUCAUUCUCGCUUCCUUUUUAAGUCGCUGGUUUCUCUUGGGUUGCGACUUGGUGACAUUAGGCACAGCAUUACACUAGUGAGACGAGCCACAAAAAUGGAUGAAUAUGAAAAUGAUAGUUAUUUCUCUCCUAAUGAGUCACAAUAUUAUGGAGAAUAUUAUGACUACCCAAAUAUAACCUUGGAAUCAGAGUCCUAUGUGGCACAUAAUGCUGUGAAGAUUAUCUCUGUCAUCAUCUACAGUCUCACCUUUCUCCUCGGUGUCCCUGGUAAUGCACUUGUUCUAUGGAUUGCGGGCUUGAAAAUGAGGAGGACUGUGAAUGUCGUGUGGUUUAUCAACCUGGCGAUCGCAGACUUUCUCUGUUGCCUCAGCGUCCCUUUCUCCAUCUCUGACACUCUUUUGGAGUCCCGCUGGCCAUAUGGGACAAUCAUGUGCAAGAUCAUCCCCCCCUUUGUCGUUCUCAGCAUGUUCGCCAGUGUCUUCACCCUGGCACUAAUCAGCCUGGAUCGCCUGGUGCUGGUGGUCCGACCCGUCUGGGCACAGAACCACCGCAGCUUAGUACUAGCGGGGGUCCUCUGUGGACUGGCCUGGGUUCUUGCUAUUCUGCUUAGCUUACCAUCAAUGAUUCUCAGAACCACUGUGAGUUUUCCAUACACAAAUGUAACCUUCUGCACCUAUGACAUCCAAGAUGGGGAAAAUAUCUCACAAUCACUCGUAGCCGUAACACAGAGGAUUCGCUUUCUGUUUGGCUUCCUCUUUCCUCUCUUCAUCAUCAUCACCUGCUACACCCUCAUCACACUCAAGGUGAGGAGCAGUAGUUUCCGUGCCGGAAGGGCCUUCAAGAUCAUUGUUGCUGUAAUCGUGUCCUUCUUCGUGUGCUGGCUGCCUUAUCACGCCUUGGGAAUUGCCAGAGAGGAUGGCCAAGACGAAGAGAUGGUGAUCCUUCUGGACCAGCUGAGCAUAGCCCUGGCAUAUGUGAACAGCUGCCUUAACCCGCUCCUGUAUGUAUUCGUAGGACAGGACUUUAAGGAGAAGGUGCGUCUGUCGCUGAGGCGGAUCCUGGAGAAUGCAUUCAGCGAGGACGGUACACACUCCUCCAUGCGCUCCAAAGCCACACAGUCACACAACACUGCCUCCUCAGUGGCCCAGCUUUAGCUGACUUUAACAAGGAAUUAGGAAUUAGUAUUGUAUUUUGCUUAAGCAGUAUUUUAAAGGUUAGAAUAGUAGAAUAGCCUUCAUUGUUUUCUAGAAGCUAAAGUAGCAAGUGAAUGUGCUAUACCAAAAAUUAA
Messenger RNA from Clupea harengus (Atlantic herring), 1394 nucleotides. It is a transcript of the gene c3ar1, whose product is annotated as C3a anaphylatoxin chemotactic receptor. Gene Ontology annotation, cellular component: plasma membrane. Gene Ontology annotation, biological process: complement receptor mediated signaling pathway; positive regulation of cytosolic calcium ion concentration; phospholipase C-activating G protein-coupled receptor signaling pathway. The record is from RefSeq and is a predicted model, not a curated record. Gene Ontology annotation, molecular function: G protein-coupled receptor activity; complement component C5a receptor activity. NCBI's taxonomy places the organism in Eukaryota, Metazoa, Chordata, Actinopteri, Clupeiformes, Clupeidae.